This is a messenger RNA of Cetraspora pellucida, 1897 nucleotides long. Lineage: Eukaryota; Fungi; Glomeromycota; Glomeromycetes; Diversisporales; Gigasporaceae. The record is from the annotation of a GenBank genome assembly.
AUGGCUUUAUAUAAUUUUAAACGGAUCCAGCCGAUUCCAACAGCAAAUGAUUUCUUGGAUAUCGUGCUUUCAAAGACACAGAGAAAAACACCAACUGUAAUUCAUAAGCAAUAUAAAAUUGGUCGAAUAAGGCAAUUUUAUAUGCGCAAAGUCAAAUUUACUCAAGAUAGUUUUGAUGAAAGAUUGAAUGCCAUUCUUGAGGAAUUCCCGAAACUUAACGACAUUCAUCCAUUCUAUUCAGACUUAAUGAAUGUAUUGUAUGAUAAAGAUCAUUAUAAAUUAGCAUUAGGUCAAAUUAAUGUUGCGCGUCAUCUUAUUGAUCAAGUUGGCAAAGAAUAUGUCCGCCUAUUAAAAUUUGGUGAUUCAUUGUAUCGAUGUAAGCAAUUAAAAAAAGCAGCUCUUGGAAGGAUGGCUACUAUUAUGAAACGCCAAAAAGAUAGCUUAUCGUAUCUGGAACAAGUUCGACAACAUUUGGCUCGGUUGCCUUCAAUAGAUCCAAAUACUCGUACAUUAUUAAUUUGUGGAUAUCCAAAUGUUGGUAAAUCUAGUUUCAUGAAUAAGAUUACUAGAGCGGAUGUUGAUGUGCAACCUUAUGCUUUCACUACAAAAUCGUUGUUUGUUGGGCAUAUGGAUUAUAAAUAUCUUAGAUGGCAGGUAAUCGAUACUCCCGGCAUAUUAGAUCGUUCGCUUGAACAGAUGAAUACCAUUGAAAUGCAAUCUGUCACAGCCUUGGCGCAUCUUCGUGCAUGUAUCAUGUUUUUUAUGGACCUUUCAGAACAAUGUGGAUAUAGUGUUGCAGAACAGAUAACACUAUACCAAAAUGUUAAACCACUUUUUAUCAAUAAACCAACAUUUAUCGUCAUAAAUAAAAUUGAUGUCACGAGACCAGAAGAUAUACCUGCUGAAGAACAAGCAAUGCUAAAAGAAAUUAGUGAAAAAGAUGGUGCUCAGAUAGUUCAACUAAGUUGUCAUACUGAUGAAGGCGUAAUGGAAACCAGAAAUUUGGCAUGCGAUAAAUUAUUAGCGGCUCGUGUUGAUUUCAAGUUAAGAGGUUCGAAGAUCAAUGAUGUUGUUAAUAAGAUUCAUCUCGCUGAACCGGUUGCGCGUGACGAUAUACCACGUCCACCUCAUAUCCCUGAAGGAGUAAAAAAUCGACCUAAGUAUGAUGCCAAUGAUCCUAAUAGGCCCAAAUUGGAAAGGAAUUUAGAAGCAGAAAAUGGCGGUCCUGGUGUAUAUAGUGUUGAUCUUAAGAAAAAGUAUGAACUUAAAAACGUUGAAUGGAAAUAUGACAUAAUUCCAGAAGUUAUGAAUGGUAAAAACGUUGCUGAUUUUGUUGACCCAGAUAUUGAAGAAAAAUUAGAUGCUUUAGAACGUGAGGAAGAGCGUUUGGAGGCUGAUGGUUAUUACGAUUCAGAGGAAAACAUGAUAGAUUCUGAAGAAGAAGAAAUGAAUAAAGUCGCCGAAGCAAUUCGUGAAAAAAAGAAAUUGAUUAUACAGGCUCAUAGAGCAAGCAAAAUGAUGAAAAACCGACCAAUUAUGCCGAGAACUGCUACUAAAAGGUCCAUCGAUGAAAUGGAAGAGAAAUUAGGUAAACUGGGUCUUGAUACAACUGUAAUUCGUGCACGUAGUAGAACGCGAAAACGCAAACGAUCCGAAUCUAUUGGCGACGAAAUCGUUCGAGACUCUUUGAGUAUUACAAGAAACGCAUCCGCGUCUCGUGAUCGUAGCAGUUCUAGAAUGAAUGUUAAGCAAAAGAAAGAAAGUGAAAAACAAAAGAAACUUGCACAACGAAAGCCUAAUUUAAAUGCUAAAAUUGGUGAAUCUGAUAGGAGCAUUAAAUCUAAGAAACCUAAGCAUUUAUAUAGUUCCAAGAGUAGUAUUGGGAAGAGAGAUUGGC